Lagopus muta (rock ptarmigan) is the source of this 4940-nucleotide messenger RNA. It is a transcript of the gene CUEDC1, whose product is annotated as CUE domain containing 1. The record is from RefSeq and is a predicted model, not a curated record. Gene Ontology annotation, molecular function: ubiquitin binding. The coding region runs from base 1368 to 2453 and encodes 361 amino acids. Lineage: Eukaryota; Metazoa; Chordata; Aves; Galliformes; Phasianidae. The transcript has 11 exons.
UCAGCCAUUCAUUUGGUGUGGUGUAACUUGAGAAACUUGGGAUCUGGUCAGUUGAGACACUUUGUUUAAAUUUCAAACUGCUUUUUUUUUUUAAAGCUUCUUUUGAACAUCCGUGCUGUUAGCUGUUCCUGACGCACGUAUUAACCACCAAAAUGCACUGACUUUUCAACUGGAAAAUGUUAAAACAAGGCUUUUGAUUAACUUCUCAUUUUGGGAAUGGACUAAGAGGUGCCAGGAGGCCCUGCAGAGCCUUUCCUUGAAACCAUCAACCUUUAAAAAAACCCAGAAACUAACGACCCAAGCAGCUGUGGUCAGUGCCAAAGCCAUUGCUGUCCUCCAAGCACUGCCCACUCCAGGGCUCUGUGGUCUGGCUCUGGCAGUGCCGGGGAGACGUGGUGGUGCCCCCUCCCCGGUGCCUUUGAUGCUGGUGAGUGGCAGGUCCAUUGUGGCCCCUUUGUGCCCUCCUCAGUUCUCCUAGCCUGCACAAAACCUGCCAUGGAAACCAAACCCGGCCGCUGUCCCAGGAAACCCGGAGGUGCAAUUAGGAAAUGCAAAUAUGAAUGCAAAUUCCUUCCCUGCCUUCACCCCGGGGCCACCAGCCAGUGUCCCUGCCUGUGGGCACCAGGAGGAGGAUGGGGCACAGGUCUGGGGGUAGUGCUGGUGGCCGUGGGGCACCUCGGGCUUUUCUCCCCUUUCCUCAAGGCUUCCCCAGCAUCUUGGGGGAAGAAUGGGGCAUUUCAGCAGCUGGGAGCAGUGACUCAUAGGUGACAAUGUGAUAUUGAUUUUUUUUUUUCUUUCCAUCCUCUCUUGGUUGCCCAGCGACAAACAAACAAACAAGUGUCUUAAAAUCCAAGCCAGCAGGAAGGGUGAAGCCCUGGUGGCUUCCCAGUGCCGUGCUGCCAUGUCCGUGCUGCAGGCAGGAUGCAUGGGCAGGGUGCUGCGCGGAGCUGCUGCUCCCACCUAGGCUGCUCCAUAGCCUGUCAUGCUGCUGGGCUGGGAGCUGCUGGGGCACCGUGGAGGUUUUGGCAUCUGUGGGACUGACCCUGGGAGCUGCCCUCGUUGGCAUUGGUGACAGUCCCACAGUGUGUUCGGCUGCGAAUGGCACUGCUCUCCUGUCUGGCUCCAGACAGGGUGGAUUUUGUCGACAUCUGGAGGCGGCAGUGGAGCUCUGGCACGAGGACAGCGUGUGCAGGAGGUCCGGAGCUCAGCGGGAGUGCUGCAAGGUGCUGGGAUGCUGCAGCGUGCCGGGGGCUGACGCGUGGAGCUCUGGCUGUGGGGAGCAGUGCCCCCGCCGCCCACCCAUGCUCCCGGCCGGCAGCCGGGGCCUUGCCCCGUGACGAGGUGCCCCCCUUACCAGGACUGCCGCCAUGACGAGCCUCUUUCGGCGCAGCAGCAGCAAUGGCGGCUCACGCGGCGGCUCCUCGGCGCAGGAGCUCAACAACAGCCGCCCUGCCAGGCAGGUGCGCCGGCUGGAGUUCAACCAGGCCAUGGAGGACUUCAAGACCAUGUUCCCCAAUAUGGACUACGACAUCAUCGAGUGCGUUUUGAGGGCCAACAACGGUGCCGUGGAUGCCACCAUCGACCAGCUCCUCCAGAUGAACCUGGAUGGCAGCGGCUGUGAGGACAGCUCGGACUCGGAGGACAGCAUUCCCCCUGAGAUCCUUGAGCGCACCCUGGAGCCAGACAGCUCUGAUGAGGAGCCUCCCCCAGUAUACUCCCCUCCAGCCUAUGAGAGCCAGGUGCUGAGCUGUCCACAUGCACCUCCCACUCCCCCACCCAGGACGGAUGUGCCGGGGCCUGGCCGCUACAGGAACUGGAACCCACCGCUGCUGGGCAACCUGCCUGAGGACUUCCUGCGCAUCCUACCCCAGCAAGCUGCCUGCACACAGGGCUCCUCUGGAUGCCAGCAGCCUGUGCCACGGGGCCAGGGCUCCCUGGAGCAGGAGAGGAGGUGGAAGCAGUACCUGGAGGACGAGCGGAUUGCGCUCUUCCUGCAGAACGAGGAGUUCAUGAAGGAGCUGCAAAGGAACCGGGACUUCCUCCUUGCCCUGGAGAGAGAUCGACUAAAAUACGAGUCAAAAAAAUCCAAGUCGACCAGUGCUGCUGUCAGCAAUGAUUUCUGUUUCUCCUCCAUAAUACCAGGUGAUGUAGCCACUCCUGGAACCAGCGAGGCUGGCAGUGCUGUGUCUGACGAUGCCUUAUUCAGAGACAAACUGAAACACAUGGGAAAAUCAACGCGCAAGAAGCUGUUUGAACUCGCCAGAGCCUUCUCUGAGAAGACAAAGAUGAGGAAGUCAAAAAGAAAACACCUGUUGAAGCACCAGGUGCUGGGGACAGCUGCAUCCACAGCAAAUCUUCUUGAUGACGUCGAAGGACACUCGUGCGAUGAAGAUUUUCAAGCACGGCGGCAGCAGCUCCGGGAAGAGGAGGAGACGCUGAAGGAAGGGCAGUAAAUGGUGAGGGCUGUGGUGCUGUGGCUGGUGACAGCUCCAGCGCCGUGAUGGGACAGUGCUGGCCGUGGUGCAGCUGAGGCUGAGCACACACUGUUCUUCCUCCUCCUGGUCUCCUCCCCUCCAGGUCCCAGCGCUGGGGUUUAUUGCUGGCACAGAAUGUGCAAAGGGCUUAAUAAGAAGAUGGCUGAAAAAAGGAAAACAAACAAACACCCAACGACAAAUAACCCCAUUUUUUGGCUGUUCCCCCUCUGCUGUUGUACUCCUCUGAAGUACAAACGUUGAAGUGAGGCAGUUUUCUUUUCAGAGGUUUGAAAACAACUUCUCCUAUCUAGCAAAUCAGCCAAAAAAAAAAAAGGAAAGGAAACAGCUGGCAGCUGGUGUGAGCUGUGGCAUUGGAGCUGGUGGGUCUGGGACUCAGGGAGGAGCCGUCCCUCCUGCGCGUGGGAUCCACAGAGUUCUGCCAGAAGAAUGCACAUGGGCUGUGCUGAGGGGAUGCCCCGGCUGCGGGAGCUGCCUGGCAGAGCAUCCCUGUGCAUAUCUGUGGUGAUCUGAUGUAAUUUUCCUCUGCGCAUGCAGGAAAAGAAAACACAAGAAAGAAACUAAAAACUGUCGUCUACUAUUGCUAGGAGUAAUAAGCAGAGAUUCAGAUCAGGUAAUAGUGAAAUAAUAUAAGUUGUUUAUAAAAGGAAAGGCCUUCUUUUCCAAGGCAUUUCCCUUUGCAUUAAACCUUUGCCUUUGGCAUCGCUCAAACUGCCUUGAAGUCGGACCCUCACUGCCUUGCUCCCUGUGGGGCAGCACCAAGGGCUGGAUCUGCACUGGUGCAGCGGCCGGGCCAGGACAUAUCCUGUUGGGUGCAGUGCUCCAGUAGUGUUUCUGGGGCCGGACAGGGACAUCCUUUGCCAUUGAUGAGGUGGAGAUUUGGGGUUUGCAGCUGGGGCUGGCGGAGAUGUUUUUGAUACAAUGAGCCGGUGUGGGGCAGGAGAAGCUCUCCAAGCCUUGGGGAUCGUUUUUCCAGGAGAGCGCAGGGGCAGCUGGGAAGCAGCGCUUGGAUCUCUGCAGCAUCCUGAGAUGCUGUCAGGCUAAAAAUAAUUACGUAAACAAAUUCCUUCCUUGUGUAAGUAACGAGUGACGAGCACUAAGUCAGAAUUCGAUCCCGCCAGCACAUUUUCUUCUUCUUGAUCAGCAUAAUCUGUUUACUGCUCAGUCAGGAGGUGGCUGCAGACAUGCCUGUUCUGCUUUCUGGCUCCUGUGAACCAGCACAAAUGUUUUAAGAUUUGUGCUGCGAAGGUGGCAGAUGCAGAAUCUCAUCCACCAGACACGCACGCAACUGCUGUCCCUGCCUCUCUGUGGGAUUGCUAACAAAGCCCACAUUGCUCUGGCUCCUGGCGGGCUCCUCCCAAAUCCUCCCUGCAUCCCCUUUGAAGUGGAUGCCAACGUUUUUCCCCACAGCCACAGUGCACCUGUUGAGUGCUGCCACAGGGCUGAGUGAGGCAGGGACACCACCUGCCAUCAGUGCUGCCGUGGGCUGCUUGCGCCACGGUUGGAGCUCCUUGAAGGAGCUGCCCUCAAGUCUGAGCCCAACUUUGAUCCUGCUCCUUUUUAAGGAAGGGGCAAUGGUGUCCCCUUUGAAGUGGGGGCUGCAGCAGUGCCACACUGCACUGGCCUGAUCCCCAAGGUGACAUUAGGUGGUGGGAACGGGGUGCAGGGAGGUACUGGGGAGGCACUGCUACUCUGUGUAGGGUCAGGAUCUGGAGAGGUGCGUGUCCCAUGUGGCACGGGGCAAAGCAUGAAGCUGCGGCUUUGCUGCUGGAGCAGGAGCUGGGGGCUGCUAUCCCCAGCCUGAGGCUGGCUCUCAGAUAGCGGGAGGACACCGCUGCUCCCUCCCAGCCCAAAGCAGUGCUGUGUAGUUGGAAAAAAAACAAGCUUGGAAUUGGAUCAGCUUGUAAACGUUUCAGUGCUUCUGAGCUACCAAGGGCUUAACUCGCAGCCAAGUUUUCAUGCAUGCAGGAAGCACAGACAGGCGGUGCAGCGGGGCUCCUGUGGGCUGUGAGCUGCUGUCCCAGUGGCUGUGGCUGCUUUGGGGUCGGGGAAUGUGCUCCUAACAACGUGCCCUGUGCUGCGCAGCUCUGAGUGAUGUCACUCUGCGGCCAUUUUAAAAUACCUUGGAGGCACAAAACAUCGUUUCAAUGGACGAUGAAGAGUGGCUAUUUUUAUCUCCUUUAAAAAGACAGUGAAUCAGGUCUAAUGAGCAGAAAGGCCCCUACAACCAGCUCGGGAGCCAAAAUGCAUUUCUUGCAUAAAGCUGUACGAUUCUCAGUGACGUUUCUAUCACUUCUAUAUGAAAUGUUUUAAAAAGAACAACAAAAAAGAAGUCUGUGGUGUGUGUGAGUGUUGCUCUUUUAGAAUUUCCAUAAGUGAUUUUUUUUUUCUUAAAAAUGUUUAAUAGUAAUUCAUAUAAUAAAGUCCUGUUGUACUCUUAACACUGCA